UAUUCAUCCAUAAUCUAUCAUCAACCUCUCUCUCCCAUCUACAAGAACCUGGAAAAAUCAUCAUUCUCCCCCUCAAGAUUGCAUCAACUGAUUUUUCAAGCCCUUUGAAUAGAAUUUGUACGUGAAUCUACAAAUAUUCCUCCCUGAAAAAAAAUGCCCCCGUUGCGCCGAGUGAAUCGAAAGGAUCGCGUGGGUAAAAAUACUGUGGUGAAAAAGCAACACUCCAUCAACAAACCAACGGGUGUUAGCACUUCUCCAGAUAAACCACUUCCUUUGGUGGAACGCACGAACAAACUUUCACUUGAAGAGUUCCUCUCCUUAUACGUUCCUUCUUCUGAGCUCAGGUUUCGACGGGGAAAUCAAAGAUCAAAUUCCAGGCCACCUAGUGUAAAUACCAGCUACAAUUCAACCGGGCAGGAGGAGGAAAAGGAAUAUACGCUGGAAAUCCACACUGCAGGAACCAUUCCCGCCGUCGAUCUGGAAGAAUGCUAUAAACUUAUCGAGCUAACAUCAUCGAGUGCAUACAAAAGCUCCAGUAUUGGAUGGUCACCCUCCGAGAAGAAGAAAGAGAUGAAGUUGCCUGACAUGAAAUAUAUGAUUUUGCGACAAGCUUCGGCGCCAGCCUCCCGAGAUGCUGUCCAAGGCGAUAGUUCGUCUUCGCCUGUGGGGGGAUUUCUAGGCUUCCUCGAAUUUAUGAUCACGUACGAGGACGGUAAAGAGGUUGCGUAUUGCUAUGAAAUUCACUUGCUACCCAAGGCCCAGCGACAGAGGCUGGGGGAGGAGUUAAUGAUGAGAUUUGAGCGCGUCGGACAGCGCAUUGGUUUGGAGAAGGCCAUGCUAACAGUAUUCAAAUCCAACACGCAGGCAGCGAACUUCUAUGGCAGAGUCGGAUACGAGGAAGACGAGAACUCCCCACGGCCUCGACGCUUGCGAAACGGGAUGGUGAAGGAGGCAGACUACCGAAUUAUGUCCAAGUCAUUGCAGCAACGAGUGCUCCAUUGUACCGGUGGGUCGUUGAUAAGAUAAAAUCCAUAGAACACACUGAGUACAUGAAACUAUAUUUAUACUUGC
Messenger RNA from Aspergillus ochraceoroseus IBT 24754, 1071 nucleotides. RefSeq names its product N-terminal L-serine N(alpha)-acetyltransferase NAT4. The transcript has 2 exons. The record is from RefSeq and is a predicted model, not a curated record. Gene Ontology annotation, cellular component: nucleus. The coding region runs from base 154 to 1026 and encodes 290 amino acids. Lineage: Eukaryota; Fungi; Ascomycota; Eurotiomycetes; Eurotiales; Aspergillaceae. Gene Ontology annotation, molecular function: protein N-terminal-serine acetyltransferase activity; histone H2A acetyltransferase activity; histone H4 acetyltransferase activity.